CCGCGGUCACGGCGGGUUCACUCGCUGCACGAUGGCGGAGGGAGGCGGACCCGAGUCGGGUAACGCUUCGGACCCUGACGAGAAGCCGGUGAUCGCACAGACACCAGUACCGUCCACGGAAAGUCAAAAGCAGAGCAUCGGCACCCUGCUAAAGAGGCCACUUCGAAAGGGAGAUGAGUGGUAUUUGAUUGACAGCCGGUGGUUCAAACAGUGGAAGAAAUAUGUGGGCUUUGACAGCUGGGAUUUGUACAAUGUUGGAGAGCACAAUCUGUACCCAGGACCCAUUGACAACUCUGGACUCUUUUCAGAUCACAAGUCGCAGACAUUGAAAGAGCAUCUCAUAGAUGAGUUAGACUAUGUUUUAGUUCCUACAGAGGCCUGGAAUAAGCUGGUCAGCUGGUACGGCUGUCUGGAGGGUCAAAAACCCAUCAUCAGAAAGGUUGUUGAACAUGGAAUGUUUGUGAAGCACUGUAAAGUGGAAGUGUAUUUGCUUGAGUUGAACCUGUGCGAUAAUGACAACAUCGACAAAGUUGUUACCCGCCAUUUCAGCAAAGCUGACACUAUAGAUACUAUUGAAAAGGAAAUGAGGUCUUUAUUCGAUAUCCCAUCUGAAAAGGAAACUCGACUUUGGAAUAAAUAUAUGAGUAACACUUACGAACAACUUAACAAGCUCGACAGUACCGUACAGGACGCAGGGCUUUUUCAGGGCCAGGUUCUUGUUAUAGAGAAGAAGAAUGAGGAUGGCACAUGGCCCAGACAGACCUGCCAUUCCAAGUCCAGUACUUCCACCUCUCGGAAUUUUACAACCUCCCCAAAACUCUCUUCUAACUCAUCUGCCACCAUAUCCUCCACAAUAACAAAUGGGGAUAGCAAUAGCAACUCUGGCUACAUGCUGAACAACAGUACUUCUGGUAACAGACUGGGAAGUUACAACUCCUACAGCUCCUCUUACAGUUACAGAGAAUCUUCCGCUCAGGAAGGCCUCUGCGGUCUGAGCAACCUGGGCAACACCUGCUUCAUGAACUCCGCUCUCCAGUGCCUGAGCAACACUCCCCCUCUAACGGAAUAUUUCUUGGAAGACCGAUACGAAGCUGAGAUCAACAGGGAAAAUCCAUUAGGGAUGCGAGGGGAGAUUGCAGAGGCCUAUGCGGAUCUGGUCAAACAGAUGUGGCUUAGUCGGAGCAGUUAUGUGGCGCCACGCACUUUUAAAACCCAGGUUGGUCGGUUUGCCCCGCAGUUCUCAGGGUACCAGCAACAAGACUCUCAGGAGCUGUUGGCCUUUCUCCUGGACGGCCUACAUGAGGACCUUAACCGUGUUAAGAAGAAGCCUUAUCUGGCCCUGAGAGAUGCUGAGGGACGGCCUGAUGAGAUUGUAGCCAAGGAAGCAUGGGCGAAUCACCGGUUGCGGAACGAUUCUGUAAUCGUGGACAUCUUCCAUGGCUUGUUCAAAUCUACACUGGUUUGCCCAGAAUGCUCCAAAGUUUCCGUUACCUUUGACCCCUUCUGCUACCUCACACUGCCCCUGCCCAUGAAAAAGGAUCGCACUAUGGAGGUGUUCCUGGUCCGCACUGACCCGCAGUUUAGACCCAUGCAAUAUCGUGUAGUCGUUCCCAAAAUGGGUGUAGUUGCAGACCUGUGCAGCGCUUUGGCCAAGCUAUCCGGAGUUUCUUCAGAGAAUAUGGUUGUUGCAGAUGUUUACAAUCACAGAUUCCACAAAAACUACAAACGGGAUGACGGUCUCAAUCACAUCUUGGAGAAGGAUGACAUUUUUGUUUAUGAGGUGUUAGAGGAAGAUAGUGAGAAGAUGAACCUUCCAGUGUACUUCAGAGAGAGGCAUUCUAAGCACAGCGGAGGCUCUUCGGGCACAAUGCUCUUCGGCCAGCCUCUCCUCAUCACUGUCCAGCGCCACAACCUUACCGUGGAUACCCUCUAUGAGCGCGUGCUGGAGAGGAUCGGGCGUUACGUUAAACGUUCACAGGGUACCAUUACUGAUAGUAGAGCAUCUGCCUCGGCCACGUCCUCUAGCAGCAGUCAAUCACCAGAAUGCCUAGCUUCAGUUUCCAGUCAUAUCACUGGCCUGAGUGACUGCAGCAGCCAAGUUUCAGAUGGAGCCUCCUGCAGCGCUGGAUCCAAUGACAGCAACCACUCUGGAACCUGUAACGGUCCCAAUGGAAUUUGUGAUGGUGAUGAGGAAGCCAUGGAUCACCAGGAGAGUCCAGAACCAGAGAACAGCCAUUCAGACACUGUGGAUGGAGAGGAGGAUUCAGAACCAGAGAAUGGGCCCAAUAGCAGUGCUGGAAAAUCUUUUACUUCUCGGCCAAAACUCUUUUCUUUCAGCAUGGUCAACUCCUACGGCACAGCCAACAUUAGUUCUGUCCCAUUUGAUGGCAAUCUCCUAAAGCUCACAACUCACUCUACAGUAGCCAUUGAUUGGGACUCGGACACAAAGAAGUUGUGCUAUGAUGACCAGGAGGCUGAGGCCUAUGACAAACAUGAGAGCAUGCUACAUGCUCAGAAGAAGAAGACUACAGUAGCUUUACGAGAAUGCAUUGAGCUCUUUACUACAAUGGAGACCCUAGGAGAACACGACCCCUGGUACUGCCCCACGUGUAAGAAACACCAGCAGGCCACAAAGAAGUUUGACCUAUGGUCUCUCCCACGAAUUCUGGUCGUGCAUCUGAAGCGCUUCUCAUACAACCGCUGCUGGAGAGACAAGCUCGACACAGUAGUAGACUUUCCAAUUAGGGACUUGAACAUGUCAGAGUUUGUUUGUGACCCCAAAGCUGACCCAUAUGUCUAUGAUCUGAUUGCCGUUUCCAACCAUUAUGGAGGAAUGGGCGGAGGCCACUACACGGCAUACGGCAAGAACAAGAUGGAUGGAAAAUGGUAUUACUUUGACGACAGCAGUGUGUCGUCGUCAACUGAGGAUCAGAUUGUGACUAAAGCAGCCUAUGUGCUCUUUUACCAACGCAGAGAUGCAGACACGCCGUCCAAAUCCACCCCCUCCGCAUCACUAGGCGGAGCUCCAGAGACCCUGGAUGACCACAUGGACACCAACUGAGUUUCUUUUAGUCUUUCAAGGACUGGCACUGAAACAAAAACUACAUAAAGAUGAAAUCAUCAAUGCACCAAUGCACAUCCCUGGCUACUUCAGUGACUAUUAAAGGCUCACCAACAGGCCCUUUGUUUUUAGAUUUAUUUAAAUGUUUUCUUUCACACAUGCUUCUUUAUCAAGAGCCAAAAAAAAUGAAUAUUAAUAAUAAAGAGAAUUUUAGUUUGAAGCGUGACAUGAAAGACUUUAUUCUUGGACCUUGAUGCCUGCUGAUCAUAGAAGCUCAUUUCUUUUAGUCUGAAAUGUGAAUGAGGGAGAUACGGCAAUAUAACCUCUCUUUGGACAACAUGAAUGUUAGAUGAACUAGAUCGGGAGAGGGGAAAUGCCUAGACAUAGACUAUGUAUGCAACAUUACGCUCAUCUGAAAUGUUUCAAUUAUGCCUCUACACACUUACGUUGGACUCUAGCUAUCAGCAUCUUGUAACAUGUGCCUCCUGUGAAGAAUAGACACUCUGUGUUUAAUAACUUUAGCGUGUGGUGAUAAGCACAGAGAUUCUCUCGGAGAAGCUUGCGCUCUUACAUUAAAUAUUGUCUCCAUGUUUUGUUUAUCCUA
This is a messenger RNA of Carassius gibelio (silver crucian carp), 3665 nucleotides long. RefSeq names its product ubiquitin carboxyl-terminal hydrolase 4-like. Lineage: Eukaryota; Metazoa; Chordata; Actinopteri; Cypriniformes; Cyprinidae. Gene Ontology annotation, molecular function: cysteine-type deubiquitinase activity. The transcript has 22 exons. The record is from RefSeq and is a predicted model, not a curated record. Bases 32 to 3061 code for a protein of 1009 amino acids. Gene Ontology annotation, biological process: protein deubiquitination.